AUGGUGACGGUUGUGCCGCGGAAAAAUUCAAUCACUGGAAGCAACAGCAGCAACAGUUUGGCGCAUCAGGAACCAUCAUCGAAAGCGACCUCGGCCGAUGAUGUCAUUGAUUCCGGCGGUGCAAAUCAUAGUGGUGAACCGGCAAACGACGAGCAAGCCCUGCAGGAAGCCGAACAGUUGGAUAAUCCGACGGAAGUCCGGUCGCGACUGUCCCGGAAUCUGCAUAUUCUGGCCGAGCAAAGUUGCAUUUGCUACUUUGUGCAGUACCUGGAAACGAAAGAAGCCCUAGCGUUGGUCAAAUUCUUGCUCGACGUGGAGAGCUUCAAGGCGGCUGCCAGUGCGGACAAUGCCCGGGUUGAUGGCGGAAAUGGCACUGGGAAAGACGGUCGCAUUUCGUUGGCCCUGUGCGGUGGAACUUGCAGCGAGCGGAUUUUCGACGACGCCCAACAGUACCUGCUGGAGGCGAUGGAGAAGAGCUACCUGAAUGCGUUCCUGGAGAGCAGCUUCUACAGUAAAUAUACCUUUGAGGUGCUCUCGAGCGACAGUUUAACCUUGAAGGAUAUACUCUGCAGCGAGAUGGCUCUGUUCUACUUUAUGGAAUACCUGGAACAGAAGGGCAAACGGUACAUUUUGGAGUUUUGUGUGACGGUCAGCCACUUUCGCAGGAGCACCGAAAACAGCCAAGGACAAGAGGAUGCUGUCGUGCUGUACGAGAAGUACUACUCACUCCAGGCGACCUGUCCAUUGAAAGUUAGUGAUAAAAUCCGUUUCCUGGUCGAAGAAGGGAUCUGUUCACCAGAAGCAGGAAUGAUCAAAAAUUGUUUCGAAAUUCCUUCGAGGAUAAUUGAACGAUUCCUUGAGAAGCGGUACUUCCAAGGAUUCCUGAAAUCUUAA
Aedes aegypti (yellow fever mosquito) is the source of this 894-nucleotide messenger RNA. RefSeq names its product A-kinase anchor protein 10, mitochondrial-like. Lineage: Eukaryota; Metazoa; Arthropoda; Insecta; Diptera; Culicidae. Bases 1 to 894 code for a protein of 297 amino acids. Gene Ontology annotation, cellular component: plasma membrane. The record is from RefSeq and is a predicted model, not a curated record. The transcript has 3 exons. Gene Ontology annotation, biological process: intracellular protein localization.